UCCCCUUAUAAGGAGAAGCAAACAGCAGCAACAAACUCGCGCGGCAGCCUGACACAGAAGCUACGCAGAGAGACAGAGAGAGGCGUUCUUGCAAGGAAGCGAGGAGCGAGAUGAGAUCGAGGAUGGCGCUGGAGCCGCUGGCGGAGGAGCCUGGCGGCGGGGAGGAGGAGGCGGCGCGGCGGCGGUCAGGCCUCCACGCGGCGCUGCACCGAUGGGCGCGCGUCCUCUCCGGCGGUGCCGCCGGGGACGACGCCCGCCAGGCCGCGGACCUCCGCGUCCUCCUCUCCGUGCUCGCAUGCCCCCUCUCCCCCGUCCCCCUCCUCCCUCGCCUCCCCCGCCACGUGGCGUCGUCGGCGCAGUACAUCAUUGAGCAGUUCAGGGCCACGACGGGGUGCGGGAAGCUCGAGGGCACCGUGAAGAGCAUGUACGCGGCGGGGCGGGUGCGGCUGUCGAUGCUGCAGGAUCCCAUCGGCGGGAGCGUCGGCGUCGGCGGGUUGGGCCAUGAGGGGAAAUUCGUGCUGUGGCAGCUCGCGCCCAGCAUGUGGCUCGUCGAGAUGUCCGUGGCCGGGCAGCACGUCGCCGCGGGCAGCGACGGCCGCGUCGCAUGGCGCCGCACUCCCUGGCUCGGCGCCCACGCCGCCCGCGGCGGCUCGCGCCCCCUCCGACGCGCACUCCAGGGCCUGGACCCUGAGAUGAUUGCGUCCAUCUUCUCGACGGCCGAGCACGCCGGCGAGAAGCAGGUGGACGGCGAGGAUUGCUUCGUGCUGCGCCUGGACGUGGGCCCCUCGGUGCUGUCGAGCUGGAGCGACGGCACGGCCGAGGUGAUCCGGCACGGCCUGACGGGGUUCUUCAGUCAGCGCAGCGGCCUCCUGGCGCGGCUGGAGGACUCGCAGCUGACCCGGAUCCAGUCCCCCGGCGUGCCCGCCAUGUACUGGGAGACCACCAUCGCGUCGGCCAUGUCGGACUACCGCGCCGUGGACUGCAGCGGCGUCACCCUCGCGCACGCAGGGACGUCCACGGCGCACCUCGCCCGGUUCGGCGUGGGCGUGCGCGCCGCGCGCGUGGUGACGCGGAUGGAGGAGUCGUGGACCAUCGACGACGUGGCGUUCAACGUGCCGGGGCUCGGGCCGGACGCCUUCAUACCGCCCGAGGAGGUCAAGAGGAGCCGCUCCUACGGCGCCAUCGCCGCCGGCAAGUGAACUCGACAGCCGUCAAGGUUCAGGCGUGUGCAACAGAGUCUGCGUAGAGAGAGCACUGUAGUUUCGUAUUUGUCUUCCCUUCGUGACUUUGUGAGUGAGCGUGGCAUCAAAACUCGCGCAUGUACAUAUGUGUACCCGAUUUACCUAAAAAUAAUAAUUACAGAAAAAUUCUAAGCCUCUUUGAACCUGUGAUACC
Phragmites australis (common reed) is the source of this 1395-nucleotide messenger RNA. RefSeq lists its product as uncharacterized. The transcript is spliced from 3 exons. The record is from RefSeq and is a predicted model, not a curated record. Bases 111 to 1199 code for a protein of 362 amino acids. NCBI's taxonomy places the organism in Eukaryota, Viridiplantae, Streptophyta, Magnoliopsida, Poales, Poaceae.